AUGGAUAGCGAUAACGAUCAUGGUGUCUCUGCAAAGGACCUCAGCGACAGACUCGAGCAGAUUAAAAUCUCGUCUGAGCGUUCUAACAAGAAUAAAAAUCCCGAGAGGAAGCCGCUGCUGCCUGCUCCUUACCUACCACCUCAAUUGAACCCUGCCAAAGCCCAUCUCUAUAAUGUCAGGCGGCCGCGUAAAGCAUAUUAUGGCUUUGCUGUUACGUCGGACUCCAUGGUUGACCACGCCCUCCGCUGGUACAAGGGCAGGUUCACUCGUGAGGAAUUCGACCGUGCCGACCUUAGCCACGUUGAGAUCAUCUGCGUGGGGGCUGCUGCAAAGCACUUGGAACUCGAUACAGAGCACCCGAGACUGGAGUUCCCUCUUGCUGAGACACCCGAUGGAUUGAGGCCAUGCAUUGCUAUAUACAACAGUCACAAACGGAGCGACUGGAAUCUGGACGCAGAGAAGGAGAGGGAGCAAAUUGAUUUUAUCAGGAGCGAGCUCAGAUUACCAGAGACGCAGGAGGCAAUGUGGUAUUUUGCUAACUGCCGAUGAGCCUACGUGUGACACUGUUGCUACGUCCCUUCUAUCACUACACGUAAGAACGUGACCUUGGGUUUGGACUGUCAGCGUGAGCGCUGGCGUAGAUUUUCUAAAACUCGAGAAGCAUUGCGUCCAAUUGAAAGCGCGCCUAAAGACAAUAGUAGCGAGAAUAUAUAACACAUUUUGCAACGAAACAAAGACGUUCACAAGCUUAUCAUACAACGACUACACAUUGCAAUUGAUCGUAAAGAUUUACACUGCAGUACAAAGAUAUCACAGAUCACCCAUUUACGCCCAAAAGCUGAAGAAAAUCCAAACAGCUUGUAUCCGGUCAACGAGGGUACUGGCAGGGUAGAUUGGCUUCACGGCUGAUAGGUUUGCUCACUUGAGCCUGCUGCUCUGUCCGUCAGUGGGGUACGAGGUCUUGAGGGUACAGGAGUGUUGUGAGUGGAGGGUGCUCUUGAGCUGCGAGUGGAGGGUGCCCUUGAGUUGCAAGUGGAGGGUGCUCUUGAGUUGCAAGUGGAGGGUGCUCCUGAGUUGCGAGUGGAGGAUGCUCUUGAGUUGCGAGUGGAGGGUGCUCUUGGAGUGAGAGUACCCUUUUGUCAGGUUACGAGCGGGUGGUGAGUUGACUGACUGAAUAAGAUAAGAAUAAACUCAGUCCCGAGUGUCGAACACGAAGACUGCAUUGUUGUAGCUAACCUGAAUAAGAUAAGAAUAAACUAAACUACAGUUAGCUAUGAUAUGGAAAUAACGAAUGUGGUAACAUACCUCAGUCCCGAGUGUCGAACACGAAGACUGAGGGAAAAGACUACGGCGGCGACGUGCGUUGACGAGACGCCCGCUUACAUAAGCUAUCGGAAGGAAUACUACCUCGGCGUACUCUAAACUAUGCAAACGUACGAUAUAACAACACGCCCACUCGGCGAGUGUAGAAUUCAAUCAAAUAAAAUACCCAUGCCUGAUGAGAAACGAACGUGCUUCUCACGAGAGAGAGCUUUGGUGAGUACAUCCGCGACUUGUUCAUUGGUCGGAAUGUACUGGGUAUCGAUGUCGCCGUCCUCGUAGCGUUCACGAAUGAAAUGAUACCGGCUGAUACCAGAUGGCGAUGUGCUUCGUGCGGGAAUGGAGGACAGCGUUCUUGAUGAGAGCGAUGGCCGACUGGUUGUCAAUGAAAACAGGAGUCGGGCCGGGCUGGUGAACGUCGAGCUCGGAGAGCAACAGACGAAGCCAAAUCGCCUCUUUGACGGCUGCGGUGGCAGCCAUGUAUUCCGCUUCAGUCGUUGACAACGCGACCGACGACUGCUUCUUCGACGACCAGCUGACAGCGCCACCAGCCAUUACGAAAACGUAGCCAGUGACGGAGCGUCGAUCCGUCGCGUCUGCAGCCCAAUCGGCGUCGACAAAUGCCGUCGGAGCAAGAUCUGCGUCGCGCUUGAAAAUGAGGCGCGCCGCGGAUGUUCCUACAAGGUAGCGGUGGACGCGUUUGAGCGCCAUGUAGUGCUGGAAAGCCGGGGUUGCCGAGUGCUUGCUGAGAACGCCCACUGCAAAUGCGAGAUCUGGGCGUGUUGCGAGCAUCGCAUAC
Coniophora puteana RWD-64-598 SS2 is the source of this 2119-nucleotide messenger RNA. RefSeq lists its product as uncharacterized. Lineage: Eukaryota; Fungi; Basidiomycota; Agaricomycetes; Boletales; Coniophoraceae. The record is from RefSeq and is a predicted model, not a curated record. The transcript has 2 exons. Bases 1 to 549 code for a protein of 182 amino acids.